Aspergillus calidoustus is the source of this 2925-nucleotide messenger RNA. The record is from the annotation of a GenBank genome assembly. Lineage: Eukaryota; Fungi; Ascomycota; Eurotiomycetes; Eurotiales; Aspergillaceae.
AUGGAUGAGAACACUGCAAACCCUCUGCAAUAUGGGGAUGUGGGGAAGCCCCUAUAUCACUCAGAUACGCAGUCAUGGUCAUUCCCGCGGAGCUUACGCCCUGCACCACGCAUAACUUACACUGGGAUGACCAAAAUUGUUAGGCCAUCACUCUGUACUUCAACCUCAUCGUCGUCGACACUUGACAAAUCAUUCCUAGCUGAGGGGUACCCCGAGCUUAUCCCAGGAUAUCGACUGGCUCACAGCCCAAGUGUGACUACAGCGAGGGCCGAUGCAUGCAACCCUCUAACCUCUACCCUUUUUGAUUUUGGCCGUGCAGUGGAUAUUGGUAUAGACACUUCUGGACGUCUCUCUAUACCUAUUGUUGCGUUUGCAUCCGGAGAAUGUGGCAACGCGAUAUCGUUUCGGACAAUCGCGGACGACACGGUAGACAUUCUGCAAUCCACGAUGACAGAGUUGCAGGUUCCGACAAUUGGAAAUGAAGACACUGUUGAAUGGGCAACAGGUGGAGCUCCCAUCCGGCAAAUCUGCUCAUCGAUCUCGGAAGAUGAGAGUGCCUCUUUCGUUGCCGUUCGUUCCAAUUCAACAGCCAUAUUCCGGCCUCUCUAUCGCAGAACACCCACCCCUGUCCCCACCCGCCGUGAUAGUAAUGGCAUUGCGUCGGGGUACCUAAUCUCACGCCUCGAUCCGGGCUUCUUGAUGGAGAUAUCGAGCUCACAUACCGGAGGCGUACCGCACGCAGACGUCAAAUUCAACCCAUGGAAUCAGAAACAGCUUGCCAUCGUGGAUGAAAGUGGGCAUUGGGGAAUCUGGGAACUCCGAAACCAGCGCAAUGCAAAUACAUGGAUUGCCGCAUGUGUGGCUUCGGGGUCGCUUCCAUGGGUUGGGUCUAAGAGUCAAACUACGGGCACGGUUAGACGACAUGACGGAUGGUUAGCUAUCGAUUGGGUCGGGGACGCACGCCAUAUUGUUGUUUGCGACAGGAGGUGCUCAAUUCUCUAUCGGUUGGAGGAUGGCCAAACUCAAUCCUCCGUGAUUGAGCUUGGGCUGGGGAGAAAGUCCGAAUGGAUUUUAGGUAUCAGAAGAAGCACCUGCAGGUCAUCGCAGGUCUUCAUACUCACAAAUUGUCGGCUUCUUUGGGUUGAUGCCACUUCUGCCUUGAUUUCGAGCCACGCCGAUUCAAAGCCGUCACUAUACCCGCGCCUAUCCUGGCGCCACUUUCGUGAUUCAGAUGACACGACACUGCAAAUGACUUCAUUGGCAGUUGACGAAGAUUUCUAUGUGAUUCUAUUUUCUCGUCUUACCCAACUUGUUCUCGCGUUCCACUGCCCCAUUUCACCCAAGCACACGGAUUAUCCGGAAUAUGCCCCCGAUCCUUUCAUUCUUGAAGUACCGCCAUCUCCAGAAGAUUCAGAGCCUCUUCCAAAAGCCGUGAAUUUUUCUACGCUUGUCUUCAGGGAAAUUGCACCCACAAUUAAAGGUGCAGCCUACCCCCACCCUGACUUGAUUUUCAUCAAGGCCUUCCUUCUAGAUUCCAGCCUCCGGGUCCAGGAGUCUAUAUAUUGCAAGAUAUCAAGUGGUCUAUCCGACGAGGAUAAAUCUCGUGGGAGAGAUAUCCUGCGUGUCAGCCAUCAGCGUGUAGCAAGGUCGCGGAAACAGGCUCUCAACAGAUUGAGUGAUUUCAUUGUUGAUGACUGGGACGAGUCUGCACUAGGCGCCGAAACGUCUGACCGCGGUGUUGACAAUCUUGCCCCCCUGACCGAUUCGCAAUUCGCAUUCGAUUAUACCCGGAUAUAUGCGGUAGUGACUGGGGUUUUGGGCUUGCUGUCUGGUGGCGACAAAGAAACCGCCAGGGUCAGUUUUCAAAUAUCGUUACAGGAGCUGAUGAACGAGAUAUCCGAUCAUGAUCACCCCGGGCGUUCUACGGGUCGAACAGCGCUUGAGUUCUCGGGAAGAACACCUUUACUUGACGAUAUCGAUCAAAACGCCCAAGAUCUGAGACAAUUCCUUUCUCGGGCUGCCUCGAAUCAGCUGUCACUGGGAGGCACGAGUCAUCUACUUGUUCAUCCUUAUGACCCUCUUACUUCACCUGAAUCGCAACAAACUCAACUAGCGGAUGUGUCAAAAUUGGACCUGGUCGAGAUCUAUGAUCGACUAGUUAACCACUGGCUAGUUGACUUACCUCCGGAUAUACCCGGACGCACACGGAUUGCCAAAGAAAAGGCAAUCCGGCAUUUCGUCGCCGAUAUUGUGCUGGGGCAAAUCAUCGCCGUGCGCAGACGGUCCGAGGCGGAGUUGGCCUCGAAUCUUAACAACGGCGAUGGACUUUUACCCAGUCGGCCGAUAGACAGCCUGGCCACUUCGUCGGAAGCAGGUAACGAGCAGUCUUCAUACGGACUUUCUAGGCAAAUGGGUGAUACGGUCACCUCAAGCAGUUCAGCGCAUCGAGACUUCACUGUUCCCAGUCACCUUGCAGGAACACUCCCUCCAUUUGCAGCGUUAUCCGCCUACACUAGUUUCAAGAGCCCGAGGCCGAUGUCCCGAAAUACGGAACGCAUCCUCAACCACUGGAAACCUGGCCUGGAUCCAGCGUUAUAUUCCUUCACCACGGAGGAACCGCAGUCAGCAGCUAGACUAAAGGCUUCAAGACAUAGGUCGCGAAAGAAGUUGUCCAUGUCUAUGAAGUCUCUGAGUAUAGAGCCAUCCGUACCCCUUCCGGCCGCCUCUUCUCCAGUCCGUCCUGCGAGAGAAUGGGGCAGUCAGCCCGACAACAAUGGUCAGCCACCCACGGUACGACUACAGAGCAGCCAGGUCAUGGAAGAUCUUCCAAUGACUCAGAUCGAGCGCGGUGCAUUUGGAGGUAGGGAAGCUGUCAAAAAGAGUGUUAUUAAGGCGAAAAAGAAGAAGAGGGCGGCAGGGUUUUAG